UGAGAAAGUGUGCGCGAGCUUCCGCUGCUUCAUCUGUGUGGUUAAUCCGAGCGUUUAUUUUUGCCGGUUAAUGCUCUUCUGUAAAUAUCCCUUAUAAAACCCUGCCUAGACAUCGUUUAUGAACAGGUUCAUGUGGUAUUUGGGUUGAGCGCAUUAAGGAUGUCUGCCAUGUUUGAGGGGAAUGCCUUGUCAGCGCUGCAGACCACUCACUGCCCCCCUCAGAGUAACUACAGCCCUCAAGAACUUGCUUUGGAAAUAAAAGCAUUCAUCAGUGGUGUUGACCAGACAAAAGGACGUAAGCUCAGUGUUCGCGAUCAUGCCCGCUGUGCUGUGCGUCUCCUCCGCACUGUCCCAGCAUGCCGAGGUGCAGUCCUGGAGCACUUGAGGGGGGUUUAUGAUGAGUAUGUGGCAGCAUUUUUCCAAGACCUAGAGGCAGAAAGUGACAGUGGGAGUAACAGCACCACUGGAGGGACUAACGCCAAUGUGUCAAACUUGGAGGAUGUGAUUAAAGAGAUCCAUGCUGUUCUGCUGGAGUUUAUUAGGCUUAACCCAAAAGCUUGGGCUCCGCUGGUGUCUUCCUGGGCAGUGGAUUUACUUGGCCAGCUCAGCAGUAAGCAUGCAGGAAGAAGAGCAACCCCUCACUCCUCCAGUCUGAAUGAGCUCCUCCAGCUAUGGAUGUCAUGUGCAGCCACUCGUUCCCUCAUGGAGUGCUACUCCCAGUGUUUGGCCGCAAUGUUAGCCUGGUGCCCUGACGCAUGCGUGGAUGCAUUGCUGGAUACAUCCGUGCAGCACUCUCCUCAUUUUGACUGGGUAGUUGCCCACAUCGGCUCUGCUUUCCCUGGUACCAUCAUUAGCAGGGUGCUGGCAUGUGGACUUAAGGACUUUUAUGCGCAUGGAUAUCCUUCAGGAGACAAAAGCACCCAGCUGCAAGCAAUCGACAAAGCCAGCAGAGUGCCAAAAAUUGGCUCAGUCGUGGGUAUCCUUGGGCACUUGGCCUCCAGGCAUUCUGAUAGCAUUAAGAGGGAGCUUCUCAGGAUGUUUCAAGAUAGUUUGUCUCCUCCACCACAAAAUGCACCUUCAUCUUCUGGGGCUGCAGGGUGGGAGAACUCCCCUCAUCUCCGCAGGGCUACUGUGCCUUUCUUGCUCCAGCUGGCUGCCCUCUCCCCAACUCUCCUUGGUGCUGUGUCUGCUGAGCUGGUAGAGUUACUUCGACCACCCGUGCUACUUCAGCUUCAAGCUCAGUUCCAAGGUCUUCCCAGGGAAGAGCUAGAAAACAUGCUGGGGCUGGCAGUGCACCUAAUCAGCCAGAGCCCUGCAGGUGGAGCCCGGGUGCUGCGAUUCCUUGCAGACACUGCCACACCAGCCUCCGUUAUCAUUUCAGGCCCCACACCCUCCCCGCAUGACGGUGUACGUGAAGCAUGUGACCGGCUACUUCAGAUGCUUCUUUUGCAUCUCCACAAGCUUGUGUACAAUAGACCUGAAGGUGAUGAACCAUAUUCACACACGACCUCCUCCAUUGCGAUGCCACGUGUGAUCCCAUUCCUUGAAGAGCUGCAGGCCCAUGUUGGAGAACUCUGUGCCGAGACUCUCCGACUGGAGCGAAAGAGGCACCUGUGGUUGCAUCAACUUCUGUGUUUGCUAUCUGUGUAUGGUGGCCCUAGCAUAGCCACUGAAGCCCUGUGCCAGCUGCUCACCCAAGCUAGGAACCCAGAAGAGCUUGCUCUGGCUUCACAGCUACAUUCACCUCUUUCCUCCUCCAUCCCGGGAUUGCUUCCAUCAGCUGUGGCCCGUUGUGUUGCCCAGAUCCACACCCAGAAUCUCAAUAGCAGAGAACUAGCACAGCUCCUGAACAACCUGGCCACAGCUGUGCAAAGUCAGGAAGAGGACUGUAAAGCAGGUGGCAGCACAGCUGGAAGUUCCCUUCACUCAUCUAUGGCAGCCCAGGUUGGAGCUGCUGUUUCCAGCCACCUUCAUGACUUCUGUCCGCUUCUCCUUCAUGGUGACACUAUGGUGUCCAGAGCAGCUGCUCGUCUGCUGUCCUGCAGCCAGCUUCCAAGAGCUUGCUCACCAGCCCAUCUGCUACUCAUAUCACGAGCCGCAGUGGCACAUUUCUUCAUAGCUCUGCGACAGAGGGGUGAGGGGUUGAAAAUCGGAGGGCAGAGUGGUGGAGAGGCGGUGGGUUACUCCAUGCGCUUGCUGUCCCGCUUGGCUGCUUACUCCUCCCUGAUGCUCAAAGCUGUGCUCCAGCAGCUUGUGGAGGGAGCUUUACACAAAGGCAACCGAGAGCUGUUUGGGGGUCAGAGGGAAGGUCCUGGUGAAGAUGGAGCCCCUUUGCCCACUCUAGGUCCAGACUUGGGUGUGUCAUUGCUGAACAUCAACUGCAAGUUUGGCACCACUGUCAACUUCUCUGGUAGCGUGUGGUCUGUGUUCCAUGCUGGGGUGAUUGGAAAGGGACUGAAACCUCCCCACACUCCAUCGCAGUCUGAUGCAGACAAGGUAAACCAGAACAUGCAGACCUUACUUGCUGUCAUAGUCCAGUGUUGCAGCUCUGGUGGAGGAGUGAGCUGCAGUAAUGGAUCAGGCACAAGUUCCGGCAAUGGCCGCUACAAUCAUGCUGGUGAAACCAUCUCAGAUGAGCCCUCCCCAGUCAAUGCUGAAGCAGCCAAAGUUAUCGCAGUAGCUCUGGUGGAGAACGUUUGCCCAGAUGUAGCAAAUGGUGAACUGUCAUGGCCACCUGAGGAACAUGCCAAAACCACGGUUGAACGAGACAUUCACAUCCGCCGAUGUUUUGAAGCAAAUCCUGUUUUGUUUCACCUCCUUCGGGUGGUGGCAGCUGGGCGCCCAGCUCUCUGCUAUUGUUCUGCUGUUCUGAGAGGCCUUCUGGCUACAUUGUUGGCCCACUGGGAGGCUUCAAGAGAGCCUUCAGUGCUAGAUUCCCCCUGGCACCUCCAGGCAUCUUGUCUGCUUGUGUCCUGUAUGGGAGAAGGUCAGCUUCUGCCCCCAGUGCUAAGCAACAUCCAUGAGGUCUUCCCUCAUCUUUCCCCAUUUGAGGUUAGGCUUUUAUUGCUGGGUGUGUGGGAGUACAUGCGAGGGAACAGCCCAAUGCCACAGAAAUUCACCUUUAGUGCUGAGAAAGGAGUGUUUUUCAGAGAUUUCUCUCGGGACGGUGAUGUGGCGCGGUACAUUGCCCCAAUCCACAGUGUCCUUCACAAGAACAUUGACCGACUUGGGCACCUGUGUUGGAGGUUUCAAAUAUAGCUAUCAGUGGCUUUCAGAUGGGAGUGCAAACCUUUUUUAGAAUAUGAGCUUUUUUUUUUUGUAUUCUUGAUAUUUUUCUUGUACUGUUAUUAUUGUACUGUUAGUGUUCGUCUCAUAAUUCUCAGAAGAUUCUUUUUUUCCUGAUAGUAAAACAAAUUCUCACAGUCGGGGUGAAAUGGUUAUUUGAAAUAUGAACUUUGUCCCUUAUUGGCUGUCAUUAGAGAGAAAAUUUGGAUCCACUUUGCAAAUGGGCAACUUUCUGAAUGAGGAAGAACACUGUGACCAUAUAACAUGUAAUAGCCUUUUGACAUUUUGUGGCUAUUUUUUAUAUUAGCAAAUGUUUAAAUUGUUUAGGUAAAAAGAUAUUUGUUGGACAUCUAAUUUCGAACGUGGACAACAUGGACAUAGAUGUGUUAAACACUUUAUACAGUCUUUUCAUUAUACUCAUAUCUCUUGAUGAGAAAAUAAAAAUCUUUUAAAAUCUGA
Messenger RNA from Pygocentrus nattereri (red-bellied piranha), 3744 nucleotides. It is a transcript of the gene ints5, whose product is annotated as integrator complex subunit 5. Gene Ontology annotation, cellular component: integrator complex. The record is from RefSeq and is a predicted model, not a curated record. Lineage: Eukaryota; Metazoa; Chordata; Actinopteri; Characiformes; Serrasalmidae. The transcript is spliced from 2 exons. Bases 160 to 3258 code for a protein of 1032 amino acids. Gene Ontology annotation, biological process: snRNA 3'-end processing.